GCAGCCGCUGAGACCGUUAGGCGAAGAUGGCGGACUCGCUGUCAGCAGGCCUGGGAGAGGAGAAGGAGAAGGAGAAGGAAGACAGGCCGAGGCUCUGGAGCGCUCCCGAAAUACAGAGGACUAUGAACAAGGACGGGCUCACGGAGACGUUGGGGUUCAAUGAUAAAAAGGCCCAUGUCAAAGGAGGAAAACGAAACCUGUCAGAUUUGUCCCUGAUCCGGUUCAUAACUACUGAGCUCACAAGGGGCUAUUUCCUGGAGCACAAUGAAGCGAAGUACACAGAACGCAGAGAGAGAGUCUACACCUGCCUCAGAAUUCCCAAGGAACUAGAGAAGUUGAUGACGUUUGGCUUCUUCCUGUGUCUGGACGCAUUUCUCUACGUGUUUACACUUCUGCCUCUCAGAGUGCUGCUUGCUCUUUUAAGGCUUUUAACCCUGCCAUGUUGUGGCCUCAGCGGCUCUCGUCUGCUCCAGCCUGCUCAGGUGUGUGAUGUGCUCAAAGGCUUCAUCAUGGUUCUGUGUUACUCCAUGAUGUGUUAUGUGGACUAUGCCAUGAUGUACCAUCUCAUCAGAGGGCAGUCCGUCAUCAAACUCUACAUCAUUUACAACAUGUUGGAGGUAGCAGAUCGUCUCUUCUCAUCGUUCGGACAGGACAUCCUGGAUGCUUUGUACUGGACAGCCACAGAGCCCAAAGAAAGGAAGAGAGCCCAUAUAGGCGUGAUCCCUCACUUCCUCAUGGCUGUUCUUUAUGUCUUCCUUCAUGCCAUCCUCAUCAUGGUUCAGGCCACGACUCUCAACGUGGCCUUCAACUCCCACAACAAGUCUCUCCUCACCAUCAUGAUGUCAAACAAUUUUGUGGAGAUCAAAGGAAGCGUUUUCAAGAAAUUUGAAAAGAAUAAUUUGUUCCAGAUGUCGAACAGCGACAUAAAAGAGAGGUUCACCAACUGCAUCCUCCUGCUCAUCGUUUGUCUCAGGAACAUGGAACAGUUCUCAUGGAACCCAGACCACUUGUGGGUGCUGUUCCCCGAUGUCAUCAUGGUCAUGGCUGCUGAGGUCGCGGUGGAUGUUGUCAAACAUGCAUUCAUCACCAAAUUCAAUGACAUCAGUGCAGACGUCUAUGGUGAAUAUAGAGCGAGCCUCGCCUUUGAUCUUGUCAGCAGUCGACAGAAAAAUGCUUACACUGACUACAGUGACUCUGUGUCCAGAAGAAUGGGCUUCAUCCCACUUCCUUUAGCGCUGUUGUUAAUCAGAGUUGUGACCAGCUCAGUGAAGAUCCAGGGUUCCCUCUCUUUUAUGUGUGUUCUGAUGUUUUACCUCGGAAUGAUCACUUUAAAGGUCCUCAACAGCAUUGUUUUGUUGGGAACAUCUUGCACGUUUGUCAAAGAAGCCAACAUGGAGGAGAAGCUGUUCGAGCCACCUCCCUCAGCAGUUUCCAGCCGUGCAAACUCCAGAGCUCACCGGACCAAGCAAGUGCACAUCGUGCCGCAGCAAGAGCCAACUUGUGACAUGCCUGGAUCAUCACCGGCAUCCAUCAACAUUCCGCCUGCAAAUGUGGCGGAGAACUCAGCGCCCACACUGCCCAAAAGUGACUCAGACACUUUUCUAACGACACCAGAUGAAGAUGAAGUCAAAAUAAUCAACACGGACACAGGACUUGAGGAGGAAGGACUCGCGCACAGGCCACCCAAGAAAGACUUGCUGGAGAUCGACCGCUUCACCAUCUGCGGCAACCGAAUCGACUGAACGCCUUUGCGGCACAUUUGAAGUUUCAGGGAACCGACACGCGCCGUGGAGCAGCUUCGAGCCGCCCAAUCUUGGCCACGUUUAAUCACUAUUUAUUAAUUUAUACGUGACAAAACCAGCAGUGGCAGAAAAGGUUUUGCAACAAGUGUGUGGCCACAUCCGAUGCCGGGGCUGGACCAGUCUUUAGAGGCGAGUGGACUGAAGUCAGGAUCUCUUACCUGCAGAUGAAACGCAACAGAGCACAUACGUCUGUUCCAAAACAAUCUUUGUGAUCAAGGAGAACUGCAGCUGGGCUGUGUGUGUUUGGCACAAUCCUCAUUGUAAUGUGGUGUUUUUAGGAAGAUCAAGUCUUUGUUUUAUAAGAUUGGUGAUUUUUUUAAAUUAAUUUUUCUACCACGUAUUUUAGAAGUAUUUUCUAAAAUCGAUCACAGGUGAAAAGAUUCCGCUGGAAAAUCUGCCGUUCUGCAGACCAAAAAAAAAAAAAAAAAAAAAAAAAAAAGUGAAAAGUGUGUUGAGUUACUGUGUCUGCAGCGCAAGGCAUGAAACAUCACUGCACUGGUGAAUCUCCCUUAUAGUGUUACUAUGACUGUCCUCAUCUUCACUACGACACUUUAUAAUGGAAGGUUGAAUAACAAGCCAUUUGAUGAAUGUUUACCCUUUAAAUUUGGAAGUUGAGGCAUUUCUAUAUGCUUCUUUGUGGGCAUUAAUACACGGAUGUUGUUUUGUUUCAGUCGCUCUUCGCAUGGAUUUGCCUGCAUUUUCAUUGUGUGAAAUGAUCAGAACCAAUGUGAUGAGAACAUUGAUCAGCGAGUAGCAACGUUCUCUAAUCCUGUUGUAAACAGCUAGUUCAUUUUAAAAUAGUUACUUCUUUUUUUGCGCCCAAAUUCUGAUCUGAAAAUAUAGUUCAUAUGUUAGUCUUAAUCUAAUUAUUAUCCCGGUGCAGUGAACGGCAUAUUAUCUACAGUAAUGCUCCCGUUUACUUUACUUAAUGAGUAUUUCAUUGUUGCAAAAGUUUCAAUGUUGCUGGGUUUUCAAGUUGUGUACAUUCUCAAAUGUGGAUCUUAAUCCCAAAAUUUGGGAUUAUGUCUAGGCAUUGAAUUUGUAAUUCACUAAAUUGACCAAUUAUUGUGUAACACAACCUGACAGUUUGUUUUGCUUUUUUUUUUCUUGACUGCAUUUGGACCCAGUUUUUGCCACAAUGCUAACCCAGUACAUUCUUAAAUUUGUUGUGAAAAUGGUUAUUGAAGUGUGUCUUGGACAGUGAGGCCCACUUGUCUGUUAGAACUUCAUGCGUGUGAUGUCAGAGGAUAGUGGAGGUGCUUCAUGUUUCCUGAAUGUUUGACGAGUCGCUGCACAUACGUGGAUCGAAACUGUUCGAUAUAUUGUUUUUCAUGUUAUAGACAUAAGCUCUGUUUCUUCUUCCUGGCAGGAGAAUUAAAUAAGAUUUUGUUUUUUUUUACUUUUUUGAAGUUGUGUUACAGGCACCAGUAACUCUAUCUGGAGCCAGAUUCAUUUGUUUGGUUGAAAAGGGAGAUCGAUGCGAGGAGUAAAAGUACAUGUACACCUUACUGUUCUGUGAGCAGAGCCAGAUGGCAAAGCUCUGUAUUUUCCGCCUGCUGUGAAAAUACAUCUAAUGAUGCGUCUGGACACAUCCUCAGUGAUGUUCCUGGUAUCAUUGGGUGUUUCGGGUCUUUCAACAUCAUACACCUUCACCCAGGUGACCCAGCCGAGGCUGAUCCGACCCUGACUUGUGUCCAGAUGGCUGACUAGCUACCGUGUCUCCAUGGUUCUCCUCUCUUGAGCCACAGCCACCUUGAUGCUCUUUCCGCCGCUUCAGUGGCUUUGCCUAUGGCUUUCCUUCUUUUCUCUCCCUCGACGCCUAGAAUACUAUAGGCUUUGGCCAAAGAUCGUGCCACAAAACCUCUGCAUCCCACCUCUCCUGGGAGGCACCUUGCUCUCCAGCGAGCCUGUUGACAGUCGCUGAUCAGUCCUGUGUACUUCUUGGAGAGCUUUCUUUCCCAGGCUUCUUCCAGUCGGUCUUUCCACGGCACAGUCAGCUCCAGCAGCACAGUUUGUUUAGUGGAUUCUGACGCCAGUAUUAUGUCCAGGCGCAGAGUGGUGGCUCAAUGUGGCUGGGGAACUUCAGCUGCUGUUCAAGGUCCACCAGCAGCUGACAGUCUCUGGCAGAGGUCAGGAUGCCUGUCGAUGAUCUUCUAGCUGGGGCUCCCUGCUCCCCAGCUCUGACAAAGGUGAGAGUUUCCUCUCUUCGUACACACUUCAAGGAAAUGUGUCUGAAGUAUAGUGCAUGACUAAGAAAUAUCACGCAACAGGAGCAGUCAGUGAGAAGCCUCUUACAAUACCCACUAUAGACUGCGCACGUUGAAACCCUCAAAUUGUUCUGACUUUCAAAAUACCAGAAAAGUUAGUCCUGUAAGGACAGCAGUCAUUCUCGAAGUUUCUUAUUACUGGACAAUACAAACCAUUU
This is a messenger RNA of Synchiropus splendidus (mandarinfish), 4227 nucleotides long. It is a transcript of the gene tapt1b, whose product is annotated as transmembrane anterior posterior transformation 1b. The record is from RefSeq and is a predicted model, not a curated record. The coding region runs from base 27 to 1742 and encodes 571 amino acids. Gene Ontology annotation, cellular component: ciliary basal body; endoplasmic reticulum membrane. Gene Ontology annotation, biological process: maintenance of protein localization in endoplasmic reticulum; positive regulation of cilium assembly. The transcript has 14 exons. Lineage: Eukaryota; Metazoa; Chordata; Actinopteri; Syngnathiformes; Callionymidae.